GUCAUUCUUCUCACUUCAGCUCAUCGCUUGAAAUGCAUGUCGGUGGAGAUUCUCUGCAGUGUAUUUGCCUGGCUACAUUGGCGCAGGCUUUCACAUCAUCUCCUCACAUAUUUCCCGAUCUCUUAUGUUUGGAAACCGACCUCUAUCGACAUGAACACGCUCUUAUCGCCGACCAAGACCAAGAUGUCUGAUUACGCAGAAGUGAUCUUUGAUUGUCUUUUAGUCAAAUGAACCUAAUCGCGCUGGCCAAUGUAGCCGAUUAGUGCUCAGUUCUGUCCGCUCGGAGCGUUUUGUUUCUGGAUUGUUGUCUGCUUUAAAACAUUUCCCUUCGGAUUGUAGAAACAUCUUCACACAUCAGUCGGAUCAGAGAAGAGAUUCGACUUUUUUCAUCCGGGAGUGGGGGAUAAUAUGUCAAGACGAAAACAGACCAACCCUUUCAAAGUGAAUUGUAGGUAUCCCAGGGCCUUUUCACACGACUGGGUUGUCCGGCCCUCAGCACGCUUUUGAGAUGGACGCUAGAGAUGACUUCAUUGAAGACGGCGAAUGCCAUAGCAACAACUCACAGGAACCUGAAGAGCAAGACAGCACAAGUGAUGACUGUGAUAGUGAUUUUGAUAAGGAUGACUCCUCAAAUGCCUCUGCUGAUUACAGCAUGAUGAGUAAUAAGAGAGGCCAUGGCCUCGUACUACAGGAUGAAGUCAAGGAGGAGAGCGAAGAGGGGACAGACCAGGGAGGAAUUUUUGCUUGUCCGCUUUGUUCCCUGGAGUUCAGUAGCCCAGAUCAGCUCAUCGCACACGUCUACCAGCACACAGCUGUGGGUAGCAGUAAGAGUUAUAUCUGUCCUGUUUGUGGACGAGCUCUCAGUUCUCCAGGCUCUCUUGGCCGCCAUCUUCUCAUCCAUUCAGAGGACCGUCUGUCCAACUGUGCAGUGUGUGGGGCUCGCUUCACAGACACCAACAACUUCAACAGGGGAAAGUUGAAGGAAUUCCUUGACACAAGCAGUAUAGAGAUCAACAGUGAGGGUGAGGCCUGUGCCAUGUCCAACUCUCUACCCAGAAGCCCUAUGGCUAACCCCAGCACAAAUCCUGGUACUGUACUGACCUCAUUGCCAGAUGGACUUCUCCCAUCUGCACCUCCUCUUCCCUCACUGUCUGACAGCCUCAGUCCUUCCAGCACAGGCCUUCCACCUCUUCCAGACCUCAUGAACCCUAUGCCUGUGUACCCAGCUGGAGUUUUGCUGGUCUGCAACAGCUGCGUAGCCUACCAACAGCUUGUGGAUGCCCAGUCGCCGUCCAUGAGGAAAUGGGCAAUGCGUAGGAAGAGCGAGCCCAUAGAGAUGCGGAUGCAGCGGCUGGAACGCGAGCGAACGGCCAAGAAGACCAAGAGGGCAUGCGAGACCCCGGAGGAGCGGGAGGUGCGCCGCUUACGAGACCGCGAGGCAAAGCGGAUGCAAAGGAUGCAGGAGACCGAUGAACAGCGCUCACGUCGUCUACAGCGUGACCGGGAGGCCAUGCGACUCAAACGGGCCAACGAGACACCCGAGAAGAGGCAGGCACGGCUAAUCCGCGAGAGGGAGGCUAAGAGGCUAAAGCGGCGCUUGGAGAAGAUCGACCCAUCGCUGAGAACCCAGAUUGAGCAUGAUCCUGCUGCAAUGGCUGCGCUCACUGCUGACAUGAAUCUAUUCCAGUUUUCCUUCCCCAUGUCUGUCCCCUCCAUGGACAAUGGACUGUUUAUGAAGCUUCCCUAACAAGCACAGGUCCAAACAUCUCUCAAACCGGCAUUUGAGAAGAUCUUGGCAUUUUUAAAAGAAUAACUAGCUUGACUAGAACUGUGAUGAGAAUGUUAUGCUCUUGCAGUUUCAAGGAGGCGCUCACCCUGACAGCCAUUUGAAGUGAUGUAGGUACCAGAUGUCAUUCAUUUUCGACGAGAGAUUCGAUGCAACGCGAGUUCCAAAGCAACAAUGUUGAGCAUAGUUUCAACUUCAGCAACACGUGGCGACUACCACUGGGAGUGUAGACAGAGAUGCUCACAUGAUUCGCUGCCUAAAACCACUGGAUAUUGCAGUACAGAAGUGGUUCUACUGGACAGACGAGGGCAGGCAAUUGCACUGAACCCCCGAGGGUGGCGGGUUACGGUAAUCAAGAGCAAGAAGAAAUAAACCUCCUUAAAACCAGUGCUCAGCAAUGUUUAGGAGACUAUGAUGACAUUUUUGAGAACCCGCCUCAUCCCUUUAGCUAUGACUUCAGUGAAACUUUGAAAUAAGGCUGAGAUGAUGUUCCCAUCGGAAAAAUGGGGCCGAGGCACUGGAGUCCAUUACCAUCACCACCAGUCAAAUAGAACGCCCUCUAGCAGCCAACAGAAUGGCGACUUGCUGACAUCCUCGUACGAAAUUUAUUUGCCGUCAGUGUGACAACCCUUUGUGGAUUUAUGUAACAUAAAUUGAUUUACACAAUUAACUGAAGUUAUAUUAACAGAAGGGAAACAAGGCAAACAUGUUUCCCUGUCUGUAAGCAUGUAAGCAAGAUUUGUCUACUUACUUUUCAAGGCUCAGACUCUCAGCCAUCUUUCUUCAGAGCAGUGAGACCUUUCCACAAGGAGGUUCUCUGUUUGCACACAGACCUACAGUGACAGGAGUGAGACGUGUAGCCACACUCCACACUCAGCCUACGGUUCGAAUUUGCCCGUCUAAAAGGUUGGAGUUUACCUGCAACUAUGGCUCAUCUCCCAGGACCCUAGAUUGGGUCACUACUAGCUCAUAUUCACAGAACCAACUACCUCACCAUGGGCUCUUUGCAUGGCCUAGUCACACCUGUGGCCUUGACCGAGACCACAGGGGCCGUGCAGGACCACACACACUGACUCAACGUUCCUUAUUACAACACCUACUAAAGUCCAGGAGAGUCCAAACCUACUCCUGGAGGAGUUCAUCCACAACCCUAAAUUAAACACACCUGAACCACCUAAUCGCGGCAUUCAGCGUUACUUGAAACCUCAAGAGAGGCGUGUUGGAGCAGAUUAGAGAUGAUGGUGGCUCUCCUGGAGUAGGAUUGGACACCCCUACUAUUAUCAUUGUCCUACUUGUUUGCUGAAACCACAACACUUUAAAUGCUGUUUGAAUGCCACUCAUCCAAAUGGUGAAAUCUGUGGGCUUGUGGUCUCCUUGUCUUUCGUUAUACGGUUUUGUUUCCACGAGACCAUAUGGUGUCCCAUUUAUCAAGAUUUACAAGGAUGCCACCUUUGCCACCAAUAUUGCACCCUUUAGUUGAGUGCACCCGGACUAUUUGCGUGCACACUCCAAGGGGUGAGGGUGCCGUUUGGGAAAAACCUCUAUUGGAGAUGUUGUCCUUUUCAAAAGGAGGCGUCCAUCUCUGUGGAUGUACUGUUAAUUACUGAAGCACAUUCAGACACACUUCUCUGACCUCCCAAAGGCUUUAUACCUUAUCACAAUGCUACACGGGUUGUUUUUUUUUGCUAGGAACUCAGGGAUGGUGUGGAUCAUCGGCAUCCUCACAGCCUGAGAACAGAGGAGCAGGAGACCUCCUAUUCCUAAUUCUUCAUUAUCAUCAUAAAUGUCUCAGAUCAGAUACUACCUUAUACACACUUUUACUGGUCACAUUGGCCUUUUUUUCUCUUAUUCAGACCGCAAACUCCUCACCUGAGCCAAAAUGUCGAUAAGGAUUUUACAUAACUGCAUUACAUCUCAACUAACCAACCAACCAGUCUCUGCCCUCUGCUGCUGUCACUGUACUGUAUAAUGUGUAUUUUACCUCUUUAAAGUCAUGUCGUCCUGAAUUGGACCUGGGAAUGCUUGUUGUUAAUGGUGAGGCACUUAGUGUGUGCUCGAUCUUAAUGGCAACACAAGUAGUGUACAAAUUAAAAAAAAAAGUUGCCUUUGUCACUGGAAAGUUGUGCUUUGGUUUUAUAUUUAAUGAUUUAAAUGAUUGUGUGCUAUUUUUAUGAGAUGUGCAAUGAUGUAAAGGUUUAGCGAAUGCAUGUACAACGAAACGAUCAGGACGAAAACUUCCAGAGAUAAAUCCCUCGUAAAUGAAGCAGUGAUAAUGCUGCAUGUGUAUGCUAAAAAUGGAAAUAACAAGGUAAAUACACAUUACAAAAUGUUUCACUCUAAUUUAAAGGGGAAGUGUGUAUUUUCUUUGCCCCCUGUCUUCCAUUGUUGAGAUAGGUACUCCCACCCCAAAUUUCAAACCGAUCCAAAAGGUUAACACGUAACUCCCUACAAA
Molecule: messenger RNA, 4238 nt
Organism: Pimephales promelas (fathead minnow)
Lineage: Eukaryota; Metazoa; Chordata; Actinopteri; Cypriniformes; Leuciscidae
Gene: znf821
Product: zinc finger protein 821
Biological process (GO): regulation of transcription by RNA polymerase II
Cellular component (GO): nucleus
Molecular function (GO): DNA-binding transcription factor activity, RNA polymerase II-specific
Source: RefSeq, a predicted model, not a curated record